GGGUAAUGCCACCAAGCACUACACUUCCAUGUUCUCCCCAAAACGUUGACAAUUGUAUUAAACCAACAACAAAAGCUCCGAUUUUGACUUGAAAGCCAUGAGAUUGAGAUCUCUGAGGCAACACCCUUCUCCAAUCUGGGUCUGAAUUCAUCUCUACAAUGAUGGGUGGAGUUGACUUUGCAUUGUGGGUGGUUCUGCUUCUGGGUUUGUGUGUUAAUGGCGGGUCGGAAAUGGCGCCGGGUCGGAGGGUCCAUACUCUGUUCUCGGUGGAGUGCCAGGACUACUUCGACUGGCAGACUGUGGGACUCAUGCACAGCUUCAAGAAGGCAAAGCAACCCGGCCCGAUUACCCGGCUGCUGAGCUGUACCAAGGAAGAGAGGAAGAAGUACAAAGGCAUGCAUUUGGCUCCUACUUUUGAGGUGCCUUCUAUGAGUAGGCACCCCAAGACUGGUGACUGGUACCCUGCCAUUAACAAACCUGCUGGAGUUGUGCACUGGCUUAAGUAUAGUGAAGAAGCUAAGAAUGUUGAUUGGGUUGUGAUACUGGAUGCAGACAUGAUCAUACGGGGGCCGAUUGUUCCUUGGGAACUUGGUGCCGAGAAAGGCUACGCUGUGGCAGCAUACUACGGGUAUUUAAUUGGAUGCAAUAAUAUUCUGGCUCAAUUGCAUACAAAGCACCCAGAAUUUUGUGAUAAAGUUGGUGGGCUCUUAGCAAUGCAUAUAGAUGAUCUUCGAGCAUUGGCACCUAUGUGGCUUUCAAAAACAGAAGAGGUGCGAGAAGAUAGAGCUCACUGGGGAACUAAUAUAACUGGUGACAUUUAUUCAAGCGGAUGGAUCAGUGAAAUGUAUGGAUACUCUUUUGGUGCAGCAGAGGUUGGUCUCCGGCACAAAAUAAAUGAUAACUUGAUGAUCUAUCCAGGAUAUAUUCCACAAGAGGGUGUUGUGCCUAUUCUUCUUCACUAUGGCUUGCCAUUUAGCGUGGGAAAUUGGUCCUUUAGUAAAUUAGAUCACCAUGAAGAUGGAAUUGUUUAUGAUUGCGGCCGUCUCUUUCCUGAACCUCCUUAUCCAAAAGAGGUUAAACUGAUGGAACCAGAUGCAUAUAAAAGGCGGGGUCUCCUUUUGAAUCUAGAGUGUGUCAACACUUUGAAUGAGGGACUUUUACUUCAACAUGCAGCAAAUGGUUGCCCUAAGCCAAAGUGGUCAAGAUACAUUAGCUUUCUGAAAAGCAAAACUUUUGCUGAGCUGACUCAACCAAAACAGCUGACUGCUGCCACUUUAGGAAUUGAGGGGAAGGUACAGCAGGUUGUAGACGAACCUGCGGAGCCAUAUCCAAAAAUCCAUACUUUAUUUUCCACAGAAUGCACCCCUUACUUUGAUUGGCAGACUGUUGGACUUGUCCACAGUUUUCACCUCAGUGGACAGCCUGGAAAUAUCACGCGAUUACUCAGUUGUACUGAUGAAGACCUAAAGCAAUAUGCUGGCCAUGAUCUGGCCCCAACACAUUAUGUUCCUUCCAUGAGCCGACAUCCAUUAACGGGCGAUUGGUAUCCAGCAAUUAACAAACCAGCUGCAGUCCUUCAUUGGCUGAAUCAUGUGGAUACUGAUGCAGAGUACAUAGUGAUUCUUGAUGCUGAUAUGAUUUUGAGAGGCCCAAUUACACCAUGGGAAUUCAAAGCAGCACGUGGCCAGCCAGUUUCAACUCCCUAUGACUAUCUUAUUGGCUGUGACAAUGUACUCGCAAAGCUUCAUACUCGCCAUCCGGAAGCCUGUGACAAGGUCGGGGGUGUCAUCAUCAUGCAUAUAGAUGAUCUUCGUCAAUUUGCUUUACUAUGGUUGCAUAAAACCGAGGAAGUUCGGGCAGACAGAGCUCAUUAUGCCACAAAUAUUACUGGAGAUAUAUUUUCAUCUGGUUGGAUAAGUGAGAUGUAUGGUUACUCAUUUGGUGCAGCAGAGAUGAAAUUAAGGCAUCGCAUAAGCAGUGAGAUACUGAUAUACCCAGGAUAUGCUCCUUCACCUGGUGUAAACUACAGAGUUUUCCACUACGGUUUGGAAUUCAAAGUUGGAAAUUGGAGUUUUGACAAGGCAAAGUGGAGGAAUACUGAUGUGGUUAAUAGGUGCUGGGCUCAGUUUCCAGACCCACCAGACCCUUCAACACUUGACCAGACGGACAAUAACAUACUGCAGAGGGAUCUUCUUAGCAUAGAAUGCAUCAAGACACUAAAUGAAGCAUUAAGGCUGCAUCAUGAGAGGCGGAAGUGUCCUGACCCUAAUUCCCUGUCCAAUUCAAACUCAGAUGCACAAGAAGAACUUGUAGUAUCGAGGAAAUUUGGGAAGAUGAAUGUAAGUUCUGUUGUAGAGAGCAACCAUGAUCAAAAGAAUCAGUCUGGGGAACAUUCAGAACCUACCGAGACAGAUGGGAUGUUUAGUUCUGUCAGGUUCUGGGUUAUUGCUUUCUGGGCAUUCUGUGGCUUGGUCUUCUUGACAGUUGCAUCAGUGUUGUUUUCUGGUCGGAAAGGGAAAGGCAAAAGAGGUAAAAGUUAUAGAGUUAAGAGAAGAAAUUCGGGUUCAGGAUUCAUGGAUGUUAAUGGACGUGAUAGGCAUUUACAAGUACCAUUAUGACAUUAUUUUUGUGAGGUAACUGUUCAAUACUUCUUCAUAAGCUAAGAGGUGACCAAACUAUGAUACUGAAAGUUACAAAGCUAGACCAAGUUUCACUCUCAAAGGACAAUGAAAGUAGUUACUUUAACAAUGUUACAAAAGGUUAGAUAUAUGAAGAGGAAGAGGAGGCUGUGGAGCCAGUCAUUUUGAUAUCAAUUUGUAUCAUUUCUUCUUGU
Molecule: messenger RNA, 2833 nt
Organism: Fragaria vesca subsp. vesca
Lineage: Eukaryota; Viridiplantae; Streptophyta; Magnoliopsida; Rosales; Rosaceae
Exons: 8
Coding region: 159-2618 (819 amino acids)
Molecular function (GO): glycosyltransferase activity
Source: RefSeq, a predicted model, not a curated record